AUGCCUUCGGCCCCGCAGCUCGGCGCCCUCGGGCACACCUUCACCGCCAUGCGCGCGAUGCAGUUCGCCAGCCUGAUCGCCAUCAUCGGCAUGACGAGCAACUUCAUCUCCGAGAUCAACGCCGCUGACGCCUCGAGCCCGAGCGUCUUGAUCGGGACUCUGGUAGUUUCCUGCAUCGCAACCCUCUACAUCGUAAUCUCCUACAUCCUCUACUACGACUCCCUCCUCCCGCUCCUCCUCGCCACGGCCCUCGACUCCAUGCUCCUCGUCGCCGUCAUCGUCGUCGCCUGCACCCUCGGCAAGCCCCUCUCCUACCUCAACUGCGCCGCCCUCCCCUCCUCCGGCAGCACCGCCACCUUCAUGACCUCCGUCAUCGCCAACUCCGCCUCCUCCACCCUCAACUACUUCAUCUGGGUCGGCGCCGACCAGCGCACCUGCUACGCCGUCAAGGCCGUCUGGGGCCUCUCCAUCGCGCUGUGCGUGCUCUUCGCCUUCUCCGCCAUCACCGCCGUCUGCCUCUGGCGCCGCCUCAAGGGGCGCGGCUGCUACGAUGCCGCCGCUGCGCCUGUCUACUUCCCCCCGCCCCCGGUCAGGGAGGUGCGCGGGGGAGGGGGCAGGACGGCGACGGCAUUGGGGACCGCGGCGCUGGGGAAGAAGACCCGUGGUGUGUAUGACGACUACUCCUCUUCGGACUCCGACUCGGAGCACCAGAGGGAGUUCGUCAAGCCGCUGGGGUCGUUUGCCCAGAGGCCGUCGUUCCCGCCGCCUCCCACGGCGCCGGUUCGGAAGGUGAAGAUUGUCGAGGGACGGGUGGCGGUGCAGCCGUUGCCUGUGCUGCCCGAGACCGUCUCGCCUGUUGCUGCUGCUCCUUCUCCCAAGGAGAGGGGUUUCCGGGGAUUGUUGUCUCCGGUAUCUACUAAGGACAAGGGGGGCUUGGGCUUGUUGUCGCCGGUGUCGCCCAAGGACAAGGGGGGUUUGCUCUCGCCUACCACUCCGAAGUCGCCUUUGGAAAGAGCCAAGUCGAAGAGGCGGACGAUUAUGCAUUUUAUUGACGGGUGGUGGGAUCUGGGGCUCUUGGAGCAGGAGAGGAAGAAGAGUCUUAUGAGGGCUGCUUCUAGGAAGGCUUGA
Colletotrichum gloeosporioides is the source of this 1128-nucleotide messenger RNA. RefSeq lists its product as uncharacterized. NCBI's taxonomy places the organism in Eukaryota, Fungi, Ascomycota, Sordariomycetes, Glomerellales, Glomerellaceae. The transcript has 3 exons. The coding region runs from base 1 to 1128 and encodes 375 amino acids. The record is from RefSeq and is a predicted model, not a curated record.